GGGUCUCAGCAAGGGCAGGGGUGGCGGCUGCGUGGCCGUGGGGCGUGGAGGCUGCUGGGUCAGGGUGGCGGUGCUCGGUCCUGUGGACACGGAUGGUGGAGGCGGGCGCUCGGAUUUGAUAUCGGAGAGCGACCCUGGGGCAGGGAAGGUGCAGACAUGGCCAAGUCCAAGAACCACACCACACACAACCAGUCUCGAAAAUGGCACAGAAAUGGCAUCAAGAAACCACGGUCACAAAGAUACGAGUCUCUUAAGGGGGUAGACCCCAAGUUCCUGAGGAACAUGCGUUUUGCCAAGAAGCACAACAGGAAGGGUCUGAAGAAGAUGCAGGCCAACAACGCGAAAGCCAUGAGUGCGCGUGCUGAGGCUGUCAAGGCCCUUGUGAAGCCCAAGGAAUUUAAGCCCAAGAUGCCAAAGGGUCCCAACAGCAAGCUCCGCCGGCUUGCUUUCAUUGCUCACCCCAAACUUGGGAAGCGGAUUCGUGGCUACAUGGCUAAGGGUCGCAGGCUCUGCCGACCAAAGGCCAAGGCUGGGGCUGCAGCUCCAGCUAAGACCCAGGCUCCAACUGCAGCUAAGACCCAGGCUGCAGCUCAGGCUCCCAAAGGUACCCAGGCCCCUGUGAAGGCCCCACAAUAAAGGUCUGCCAACGUGAAGACAGAUGGACUGGUGUGACCUCCCUCCCCACUGUUUACAGAGGGCUAGUGUCCUGUGCUGUUUUUACAAAUAAACUUGAGGGCAAGAUGUUAA
This is a messenger RNA of Nannospalax galili (Upper Galilee mountains blind mole rat), 747 nucleotides long. It is a transcript of the gene Rpl29, whose product is annotated as ribosomal protein L29. Gene Ontology annotation, cellular component: ribosome; cytosolic large ribosomal subunit. The record is from RefSeq and is a predicted model, not a curated record. Gene Ontology annotation, biological process: cytoplasmic translation. NCBI's taxonomy places the organism in Eukaryota, Metazoa, Chordata, Mammalia, Rodentia, Spalacidae. Gene Ontology annotation, molecular function: structural constituent of ribosome. The transcript is spliced from 4 exons. The coding region runs from base 157 to 636 and encodes 159 amino acids.